Molecule: messenger RNA, 550 nt
Organism: Babjeviella inositovora NRRL Y-12698
Lineage: Eukaryota; Fungi; Ascomycota; Pichiomycetes; Serinales
Exons: 1
Coding region: 177-413 (78 amino acids)
Source: RefSeq, a predicted model, not a curated record
CGCAUGUCAUUAGAAGAACAUGUGCCAUAACAUGAGAAUAGCUUAACAGAAGUACUCCACAUUAUUCAAUAAAACAGGAGUACCCCAAUUCAGAAAAUGAAAGAGGCUCGAGGCAACGGGGCCAUUGGAAAGAUUGAACGAGCUGAAGGUCUGUCAUAUAACAGAGAUGAACCGUCAUGCGUAUUCCAGGUCUCCACGAAUCUAUGAGCCAGGUUAUUGCGGGGCGGUCAGGACGCAGACCGAGAACGCAAGUGACGUUGCAGGUUGAAAAGUCAAGUAGAGCGUCUCACGGAACUAAUGGAGAUGUUAGAUCGGGUGAUGGAAUUCUCGAUUCGGCCAAUUUGCCACCCUGCGGAUUUAUACACAGGUCGGUCAUAGUUAUGCAACGUCUAUUCAGUUUUCACUCUUGGUGACUUCCAAGGACUAUAACUCGAGCAAUUCAGGGUUUACAUCACCUAACCUAUAUACACCCAAGCCUUUCUACGUUAUAAUCUCAAUUACUGAGGUAUUUACUGGGUGUAUAAGGCCAAUUAUUAUUGUAAUAUAUGAC